AACCUUUAGACGCAACCCCCAGGUGUUUUUGCAGAUCUAACACGUCUCAACUAAAGUAAAAGUUUUUUCUCUGUAUUCGUUCGUACACCACUUACUCUUUCUCCUCUUCAAUAAUCUGAUCAUGAAAUCAUCAUAUAUGAUUUAAAGCACCCACCACCCUCAUCUCUCAUUCCUCUAAAACCCACGCACACCCACCCAAAAUGAAUCAUUUCCCAUUGUUCUAAAUGAGCUUUAAGUUGAAGUACUGAGAGAGAAAUAAGUUCUGGGUACUCGGUGUUUUCGUUAUUCGGUGAUCUCUCUGAGUCCUUGGCUAUAUAUUGUCAAUCAUUAAUGUCUGAUUAGCUUCCCUAAUACAGGGACUCAAUCCCUUCUCUUCACCUAGGUGUAGUACUAUAGUAUUAGUAUAGAAAUGAAACCAUAAAGAUUACGUCUGUUUUCACCGUACGUAUUUUAACGCUAGCUCCGAAACAAAACGUUUUUUUCUCCUUCAAAGUCCAGUUUUGAGUGUUUGAAGAAUUAAAUAGCUUCAGUUUGUUUAGAUAUAUUGUUGGGUUUGUAGUAGUUUAAGAGUUUCACGCGGAGUUUGUUAGAGAGAAAGAGAUCAUGGGGAACUGUCAGGCGGCGGAGGCGGCGACGGUGGUGAUCCAACACCCAGGGAACAAGAUCGAGAGGAUUUACUGGUCGGUGAGUGCCCAGGAGAUCAUGACCUCGAACCCAGGCCACUACGUGGCACUUGUGGUGACCUCUCCGACUUUGAAGUCAGAGAAUGGGACGCCAUUGAAGCAGCUCAAGCUUCUCCGACCAGACGAUACCUUGCUCAUCGGACACGUUUAUCGUUUAAUCAGCUUCGAAGAUGUGUUGAAGGAGUUUGCUGCAAAGAAGUGUGUGAAACUGGGCAAAUUGCUUGAGAGAGGAGGACUUGGGCUUGGCGCUGAGUUGAGGAAAAAAGGCUCGGGUUGUUCGAAUCCAAAUCCGAAUCCCAAAUCUGAUAAUAAGAUGGAGCAGGAGAUUCACCAUGAUCUGGGAAGCAACGAUGGCAGCUCCAGCAGCAGCACUGGUAGAAGCGUGGGUAGGCACUAUGGUGGUGGUGGUGGUGGUGGUGGGCAAUGGAGGCCAGCCUUACACAGCAUUGCAGAGAUUGGGACUUGAACGCACUAACCCAACCAAGCCCUUCACUUUCCACUGCUUUUAUAUUCUCUGUCACCAAUAAAACAAGAAGCAACCAUGCAUCCUUUCACAACUUUUAUUAUAUUCUCUCCUCCUUUUUCAGAAAGACAUGUUUUCUGUUUCUGCUAGACCUUGCUAGGGUUUUGUGGUAGAUGUACCUCGUAAAAGUUGGACAAGUACGUAUAAUACUCUGAAGACUAGAUUAACCCCUCUGCUUAGAAUGUAAUUAAUUAGCUUUCCAUUAAAAUUGUGGGUUGGAUAUUUGUCGCUUGUA
Messenger RNA from Quercus robur (English oak), 1441 nucleotides. RefSeq lists its product as uncharacterized. The record is from RefSeq and is a predicted model, not a curated record. The transcript has 3 exons. Bases 604 to 1149 code for a protein of 181 amino acids. NCBI's taxonomy places the organism in Eukaryota, Viridiplantae, Streptophyta, Magnoliopsida, Fagales, Fagaceae.